AUGGCGUUUAAUAACCCUAAGCUGUUUAUUAAUGGGGUUUCUUCAGAAAUUACAGAAACAUCGUUAAAAGAACACUUCAAUAAGUAUGGUGAAGUUAAAGAAGUUCUUAUUAUUGCUCUCAAAAACAUCGGUUUUGUUACUUUUUUUGAUCCUUCCAUGGCUCAAAAUGCCCUUCAACAUGAACAUAUUAUUCUUGGUCGGAAGGUUGAGGUGAAAUCAGCGAAACCAAAAGUGUCAAUCAACGAUAGAAAAAUAUUCGUGGGAGGGUUACCUCAUGCCAUAACCCACGAAGACUUCACACAAUAUUUUGAUGCAUUCGGCACCAUCACCGAUGCAGUCAUAGUACCCAAUAGCCAAACCAAAAUAAGCAGAGGGUUCGGAUUUGUGACUUAUGAUUCGGAGGAAGCGGUAAAGCGAGUUUUGAAAAAUAGGUGCCAUUCCGAAGGUGAAGCUGGUGAAGAAUUUUGCUGA
Messenger RNA from Hibiscus syriacus, 471 nucleotides. Its product is annotated as heterogeneous nuclear ribonucleoprotein 1-like. The record is from RefSeq and is a predicted model, not a curated record. Gene Ontology annotation, molecular function: RNA binding. NCBI's taxonomy places the organism in Eukaryota, Viridiplantae, Streptophyta, Magnoliopsida, Malvales, Malvaceae. The transcript is spliced from 3 exons. Bases 1 to 471 code for a protein of 156 amino acids.